Gadus morhua (Atlantic cod) is the source of this 1935-nucleotide messenger RNA. Its product is annotated as regulator of G-protein signaling 1. The record is from RefSeq and is a predicted model, not a curated record. The transcript is spliced from 6 exons. NCBI's taxonomy places the organism in Eukaryota, Metazoa, Chordata, Actinopteri, Gadiformes, Gadidae. The coding region runs from base 553 to 1065 and encodes 170 amino acids.
AGUCAUGUGGCCCUCCGAUGGUUAUGAUGAAAAAUGUGGCCCUCUUUAUCAUGAAAGUCGCCCAUCCCUGCUCUAGCUGGUUUUGAUCCAUGGUUAUUGGUGUGUUGUUCUUGUUGUUGAUUCGCAUUACUUUGGUUUUUGAUGAGUUGAUUUUAAGCCCAAGCGAAGCAGCAGUUAUCUCCAGGUUGUGUGAUUUGUCCUGCAGCUGUUGGUGGGUGUGUGCAAGUAGUGCCAAAUCAUCAGCAAAAUCCAGAUCCUCUAGCUGUUCGGUCAGGCUCCACUGUAUGCCGGUUUGGCUGCUGUUGGUUACCUGCUUCAUAGUCCAGUCUAUGAAGAUGAGGAAGAGGAAGGGUGAAAGCAAGCAUCCCCGCCGCACCCCAGUCAGGACCUCAAAGGCCUCUGAUACGCAUCCUUCAUGGAGAACUUGACAUUGCAUCCAAAUGAUCUACUGUUCCUGAAGCUGGCCUGGUUUUCCCUCAGUUUCUCAUCCACCGCCUUCUGGAGUCUCUUGAGCAUAAUGCGGUUGAGCACCUUCCCUGUGUACCUUCCUCAAUGAUGGAUAUCCUUCUGAGUCCAAGGAAGAGAAGGAGAGAUGUUAAGUGUGUUGUGGUGAGAGACACACAGGCAAAGGCCAGUCCCUCAACACUCAGCUCUCGAGAGGACAGCAUACUCGAUUCCAGCUUGGAGGCAAUGUUAAGAGAUCAGAAACAGCUGGCUGCCUUCCGUGCCUUCCUGCGCUCGGAGUUCAGUGAGGAGAACUUGGACUUCUGGCUGGCCUGUGAGGCCUUCAGGGAUACCAGCUCCUCAGGGGAACGCGGCUGGAAGGCAGAACACAUCUACCAGGAGUUCCUUCACCCCAACGCACGGAGAGAGGUUAACGUGGACCACUUGACCAGGGAGAAGAUCCAGGGCCUCCUGGCAGAGCAGCGUCCCCCGGCCUGGUGCUUCGCCGAGGCCCAGAGAAACAUCUACCUGCUGAUGGAGAGGGACACCUGGCCCCGCUUCCUUCGCUCUGGUGCCUGUAACGGUCUGAGUCAAAAGACCAGCACCGUGUGGUACAUCUAACCCCCCAGGCUGAGCAAUGUUGUGUGGGAAAUAUGACUGAAAUAUGGCCAGAUAUGGGGAAUAUUAUUUAAAGUUCUUGGAAUAUAUUCUUGGAAUUUAUUCUUGGAUUUCUAUUCUUGGAAUUUGUUCUUCGAAUUGAUUGGGUGACCUAGUUCCAGUAAACUGUGUAUCCGACAAAUUAUUUGGGGCAUUAUUAUAAAGGAAAAAUCAUUACAGUUUCUGUCUACUGUUUACAUAUAUUUCGGUUGAGAUAAGAUUAACGGGAAUUAAGGAAUGUGAUUUUUUAUUCAAUUAAAUUAAAUUAAACCCUAGUGACAAAAUGAAUACUUUGAUUGAGGUCAAGAUUAAGAUGUCUUAUCCCUUCAAGUAAAAGCUAACACUAAGGCCACUUUUAUUUUAUAAAUUAUUGUAUGAUACAUUGAAAUGUGGGUGGAACGAUCAUGCAGGGAAGGUUGAGGGGGGAGACAGGUGAAAAACUGAAAAGCUUGAGUAUGUGUCAGGAUGGAAGUGAAGUAGUACUGUGUGAGAGCACAACUUCUGAACUCAUACAGGAGAUAGGGAUGGAGAUGAGCAAGGGAAUUAGUGAUGUUUGUUAUAAGUUGAGUUUGAAGACAGUUAUUAAAAAAUAUACCUGAGCUGUCGAUAUUUUGGGUAGGUGAUCAAUGAAUUCUGCUAAUGGCAAACAAAGAACGAGAAACAAGGAAUAGCAGUUAAUGUUACAAUUAGGGCUACUUCAUUUCAAUCUUCAUUACUUUUGUAUAAUGUAGCCGAUAAAACCUGGAAUUAUUUGUAACCCCAUUUAAAAGACUGUGUGUGCGAACGUUCUUGUUGAUUAAUAAUAAAUCAGGAGGUCAUGACUGAAAUGUUAAA